Molecule: messenger RNA, 315 nt
Organism: Tetrapisispora phaffii CBS 4417
Lineage: Eukaryota; Fungi; Ascomycota; Saccharomycetes; Saccharomycetales; Saccharomycetaceae
Gene: RSM27
Product: mitochondrial 37S ribosomal protein mS33
Exons: 1
Coding region: 1-315 (104 amino acids)
Cellular component (GO): mitochondrion
Source: RefSeq, a predicted model, not a curated record
AUGUCAGUCUCUAGAGGAAAACUACAAAAGGUAGCUGAAUUGUCUGCAAAGAUAUUUGAUCAAGUGUAUAAUCCGACUAAUGUCAGAACAGGCAAUAAAAUACUGUCAAAAAGACUGAAGGGUCCUUCGAUCAAACAGUAUUAUGGGAAUCCAGACGUAUUAAAGUUUAAGCAUAUGAAAACAUUAUAUCCUGAUAUGAAGUUUACAGAUCCUGAUGAAGAAUAUAGACUCUCGAUGGUCGAAUUGAGGAAACGUCGUGGUAAAGGUACCCCUGCUAAGGCAAAGGCACCUUCUGACAAGAAAAAGAAGAAAUGA